GCAGCAGUAGACGCUUGGAAAAUCGCUGUUUUGUUGUUUACAAGCCGUGUUGGGUAGACCGGUUGUCAAAAUUCUUAGUUGAUUUCUUCAUAUUGAACAUUAAUUUUAGAUCUGUUACUAUCAAAGUGUACCUUAAAUAUAUAAAUGUUUGUUGGAAAAUUUAAGUUGUGAUUAUUAUUAACUUGGUGUUGUUCAAAUCAAGAUGUUGACGACAAAUCGACAAAGGGUUAUUCAAGUGUAUGAUUGUGUCAAAACAUUUCAUAAUAUUGAGAUACUGCCACCUGAUUUGCCAAAUCCACAACAUGUCAACCUAUUACCAACAUUAAGACCUUAUCAGGUAAAAGCAGUGAAAUGGAUGCUCUCAAAAGAGUUGUAUCCUUCCUACUAUGAGAAAACCGAAGAGAGUUCUUCAUCAGAUAACCUCGAAUCAGCUGUGUUGUUACCAAAAGGAGGAAUUUUGGCAGAUGAAAUGGGUCUUGGAAAAACUGUGGAAGUCCUGGCCUGCAUUCUUUCAAAUCCUAGAAUUGUGGAUGAAAAAAAGGAUUCCUGUAAAAUUGAACCUGAAGAAUUUAAAAAUGAGACUAAAGAGUCAAAAGAACACCUUCAAAAAAAUAAAACGGAAACUAUUGUUAACUCUGGAGAAGAAUUCGAUCCCACUGAAGAUGGAAUUGUUGAAAUUAAAAUCAGUAACGACAAUUCAGAAGACUUGAAGAAUGGCGUAGGAGAUCUUAAGGAUAGCGGUUGUGUUGUAAAUGAUAUCCUCCCACAUUCUCCAAAUGAGGUAACAGAAAUCCAGACAGAAACUGUGCAAGUGGCAAAGGUUAAAAGGAAAAGAAGAAAAAAGGUAAGGUUCGAUGAGGAUGAUGAUUUUGUACCUGAUAACUUUGAUAUUGAAUUAGAAGAAGAAAAUAUGGCGGGUGGCAUAAGUAAAAGGAAAAGAGCCAAAUCUGAUAGUUUUAGUGAUACCGGUGGGAAGAAGAUGAAGAUAGAAAGUACAAAACGAGGGAGGAAAUCAUAUCCAGAUUCAAAUAAAGACUCUAAACAGAUUAAACCUAAACGAGCGUCUGCCCUAAAGGCUGGAGAAACUUUUACUCUGCUGAAAUCGUGGUAUGAUAAUUGCCUGUCAGAGACCAGCAUGAAGACGCAGCGGAGAAAACAGUUUCAUCGCUCAUCAUCGUUCCAGUGCUGCUGUGUGAAGGAUAUAGAGUCCGACAACAUCGUCGAGUGCCCGAACUGCAACACCUGGCAGCACGCAGAGUGUGUCGGUUACGAUGAAACACUGGCUGAUUAUCAGUAUUAUUGUUUCCAAUGUUGGCAACACCUGCCAACUGUUCUAUCAUCAGGAACCGUCAUCAUCUCUCCAGAGGCAAUAUCCCAGCAGUGGGUCAGCGAGAUUGAAAAGCACGUGAAGAAAAACAACUUGAGGGUUCUAGUCUAUGAAGGUGUACGAGUCAACGGAUACAUUCAACCCCACGACUUGGCUAGCUAUGACAUUGUAAUCACCACAUACCAGGUGUUGACGAGAGAGCUGAACUACACGGAACCGGUGAAGCGAAACCUGCGUCAUGCCAAGCGGUUCUUUGCGCCAACGUCGCCGCUACUGUUUGUGCACUGGUGGCGGCUCUGCCUGGACGAGGCACAGAUGGUGGAGGGAUCAAGUUGUCGGGCGGCGGCCGAGAUGGCCAAGAAGUUCACUUCGGAAAACAAGUGGGCGGUUACAGGCACCCCUAUACAGAAGGCUGUGAACGACCUAGUCGGGCUGAUGGAGUUCCUGGCAGGGAACGAGUACAAGGAGUUCCUGGAACUCAUGGGUCGUGAUUGGCGCUCUCUGCUGAAGCUGGUGCCCAGAGUGCUAUGGCGCACGCAGAUGAAGGACGUGUUGGCUGAGACCGGCGUACCACCGCAGACAGUGGACACACACCUCCUAGAAUUCUCAGAAGUGGAGAAAUACUUCUACCAGUGCACUCACACCGAGUGCUCCCAACAGUUUGUCAACCGGAUAAACAGGUUUGUGGACCUUAAUGUCACCCUGAAGAGUCUAGAUCGAAAACAGAUCUCCAAUUUGUUGAAUCCUCUACUGAAACUUCGCCAAGCGUGUUUGCACCCCCAGGCUGUGCGUGGAAAGUUCGUCUCAAUUAAGAAGACGAUGAGGAUGGAGGAUCUUCUGAGGCAGAUGGUGACUGGGGCAAGGUUGGAUGCUGAGCAGGCUUUACGUCAGCUGGUGGCGGCUCUCAACGGGACUGGCGCACUUCACGUCAUACGCCAGGAGUGGUCCGAGGCGGCAGCCGCGUACCGGGCAGUCUUACAUCUGGAGCACGAGCUCACCGGGCGCUUGAAAAUAGAUUCUCUUCAGAGAAUUCACACGAUGCACAACUUGGCGGAAGUGUUAGACGGAGGCUAUGACGGUGUCCCACCCACACUGCGAGACGACACCAUGAGAGAAGACAUCAAGGCCUUAGAACUGAGAUAUCUCGGCAAGCGAGAGGCACCGAUGGCGGGAACUCAAGAACGAAUAGAACUUCAUGAGAAAGCCAUAACAGAACAAUUGGAAGGAGCUACACUCGGAUACUCGGAGUGGUGGUGGCUUCGGACACUGGAAUGGUCCUCGGAUAGAGAGGAGCUUUUGGAUAGAGUCAAGUCCGCCAUACAGCUUACUGACGCACAGCAGAAGAACCAAUACAACAACCUGGCCAACAAGCUGAAGUCACUGUAUGUAGUAAGAGUGGAGGUUGCUAAGUGGUUGGCAGAGCUGGACAAAACGAGAGAAGAGGUGCGCAAGUGGGUCCAACUGCUGAGAGGUUCCGACAAGGAUGUGAUGGCAGCUGAAGCACUGGUGUGUCACUUGCCGCAGGGUGCUCCUGCCAGAGGCAAAACGAGAUGUCAGCUGUGUAAGGCGGAGAACGCGUUGAAAAGCUACGAGGCUUUACUUUUUGAGGAGAAGAGCAAAGAAAAGCGGAAGAACAAGAAAAGAAAUUUGCCUGGCAGCAGUGACUGGACAGAUGACAAGGACAUGGACAACAAGGAGGUGGCUGACUUGGUGGGAGUCAAUGUUAAUACCUUCGAGACCUCCAGAAAGGGAGGUUUCAAGGCGUCACCCUUUGAGAAAAUACUUAAAGCAUUGGCUGCCUACGGGAGGCAGAGACAGGUGCCACCCCAGUGGACCAAGGAGGCCGGCCAGCACCUGGCCAUCCUAGAGAGGGUAAAGAAGGAGUUCCUUGACCUGAACCUGAUGUGGCGACAGAUUUUUGACUUGGUGGACGCCAAGGACGAGUUGAACAUGUGCAAGAUGCGGCUACGACUGCCUUGUCCUGGUGAGGAGGAAGAGGAGGCGGAAAAAAAGAAAAAGAAGAUGGGUGAGAACCAUCACAUCAUAGCUUUGUACAGG
Messenger RNA from Homalodisca vitripennis (glassy-winged sharpshooter), 3385 nucleotides. Its product is annotated as E3 ubiquitin-protein ligase SHPRH-like. The annotation marks the transcript as partial. Gene Ontology annotation, biological process: protein polyubiquitination; DNA damage response. Gene Ontology annotation, molecular function: ATP-dependent chromatin remodeler activity; ubiquitin protein ligase activity; ATP binding. The transcript is spliced from 13 exons. Lineage: Eukaryota; Metazoa; Arthropoda; Insecta; Hemiptera; Cicadellidae. Gene Ontology annotation, cellular component: nucleus. The record is from RefSeq and is a predicted model, not a curated record.